AGUCAUAAAAAGCUUCGUUCCGCUGUCAAUGGCAGAGUCUCGAGCUGAAUUUCUGUCUCGGGGUUCACAAAAAUUACAUCGAAUUGCAUGAUUCUCAAUAAUCCUAGUGUUGUUAUUAUUAUUUUUUUCAGAGCUUUUUAUGCUUUUGAUUUUGGCGUCUCACAAGGGACCUUGUUUUUGCUUUGUACCGAAAACGCUAUCCCUCUUUUGCUUGUGGAACUAUAGAAAGAAAGCGUGACGGGUCUGUUAUGUUCUGUUCUUUGUGAGUGGGUCCGUUCUUUCUCGCUCAAGCGUUGCUUUCUGCUUCAGGCUAUCGUGGGGGACUCAGGGAUUUUGCAGGGUGUUACAUGUCUUUUGCGCAUGACAUUAUUGUACGGAGUUUCCACAAGUGAUUUAGUUGUUUGGGGGUCCUGAGGUUUGGAAAUGGGUGCAAUUUGGGGUAAAAAAAUAUUAGGUUUGAGUUUUGGAAGAACGAGAGAUGGGUUUCAGUAGAUUUCUUUUGAUAAUGUAGGCAAAAAGAAGAGUCUUCUGGUUUGGAUGAUUUUUGGUUUCUGUGAGAUUUCUGGAGCUUUAUCACAAAUCUAGUUUUUAUCAAGGAAGGUAAUAAUUUCUCGUGCUAGUAAUUAAUUCCGAAAUGAAUGAUUCUUCUGGAAAGACGUCUUCGUGUUUGGCAAUCACUGAGAAGAAGAAGAAGCAAAGACCCGGAGGUUGCAUUGGCCUUUUCUUUCAGCUCUUUGAUUGGAAUGGAAAGCUCGCGAAGAAGAAGCUCUUUUCUAAGAAACUUCUGCCUCCUGCUCGUGCAAAACAAGCUUCUAAAAAGUUUAAAGGAGAUGAAAGAAUGCCAAAUUCCAAGCUCCACUUGAUUGCUAAUGAAAACAGAGGAGGCUUCCCAAGUGCCAAGAAAGGUGGGAAUCGUAGAUUAGAAUUAGAACCAAAGGACGAUAUGCGAGUCCCCGGUCUGGUGGCUAGGCUGAUGGGUCUGGAAUCUAUUCCAGCUGAUCAGCGAGACAAACCUGAGAAAGCUUCUUUUUCUGGUACUUGUAGUGAUGGGAAGGAUGAAUCUCUGGGUAAUUAUUGCGAGUCAGAAGGGCAAGCUGGUAAUUUGGAAACGAGAAUUGUGAGACAUGAUUCAAGACCUCAAAAGGUUCAGAAAACGGGGACAUAUGAGAGAAAGGCAAUGGCUAAGUUUGGAGCCGAAGCCCUGCAAAUUAAGAGUGUUUUCUCACGAGCAAGAAAGCACAAUAAUAGUUAUCAUCACCACCCAAAGCUUGCUUCUCAGUUGAAGGGUCCUAAAAUUAAUUCUGGAAAGAAUGUGUCUCGAAGCUCAAGGUUAAUAGGAGCAGCAACUAAGAUUUUGGAACCUGGGCUGCAAGCUACAAGCAGAGCAAAAUGCUCUCUUACAUAUUCAAGUUCCGCAUAUGCUUCUAAGAAUGAUAUGAUGACAGAUAGGGUAGGGAUUAAGUCAGCAAAUCCACAAAGUCAAUCUGGGUAUGAUGCAAAUGCAUUCAAGCCUUUGACGGGAUUAAUGGGGAAGGCUUCUUGCAAAAAUUGUGGUAAUUUGCUUGAUGUAAUUGACUGCAAUCUUGAUGCUGAGGAGCAUCCAACUGUUCCUCCGCCUACCUUUUCGGAAGUGAUCAAUACCUCCUCUUUGGCAGAACAGAGUAAGGUUAGAUCACUUAUGCCCCCUCAUGAACAAGAAAGUGAUGUGGUUCUUUUAAGACCUCAACGACAUAUUGCAUUGAAUAUUGCAGAAGAUGGAAGAGGUAACACACAGCUUGGUCAUGAACUCUCUGCCAGAAAAAUGCCUCUGCUCCAUGAAGGUCCUGCACCAUGGAAUUCAUUGCACCAACCGUGCAGGACCAUAGAGCAUGAUGCAUCUUCUGUUUCCUUCAGGCACAAAACUCAACUACAAGAACAGAUUUUAAGCAGUGAAAGAACUUCACCUGGAUCUAAGGUAAGUAAGACCAAAGACUUUGUUGCUUUGAACAGAAACCUAAGUGGUCAAAGCAAAUUGAGAUCUCCUACCAAAAUGGAAGCUUCAAAGUUUGACCUAGAGAGGAAGCCUUGUAAUAGACAGGUUGAUUCCUUGCCUCGUGUGAGGACAAUGGAACGAAAAAGAAGGAUCCCUGGUAUUGCUCAAGUUGAAAGUACAGCUUCUGUUAAUUCAGCUACCAUGAAGCAGAGAAAUGCUCGAUGUGAUGCAGUGGGUGGAAAAUGGAGGGACAUCAGUGCUUCUUCCUUUGACAGUACUAAUGUUAUACCGAAACAAGUUACUCAGGGAAAAUCAUACAAGUCUACUGACAAGGUCAAUGAUGUAGUUUCAUUUGCAUUUAAUUCCCAAUUGAAGCACAAGACUGGUAUUACCGCCAAAAAGGAAGAGACAAGGAACAAGAAUGAGAUAAAUACAUAUUCCCAGCAAGCUUUACAUUUGAGAGGAGAUGUUUUAGCUGCUUUUCUAGAAGAGAAAUUGAGGGAAUUGACCUCUCAAGAUGAGAGGUUGCCUAUUGGCGGUCCACCAAAAAAAUCACCUGCCAUGAUUCUUCAGGAGCUGAUAUCUGCUCUAAGUGCAGAGCAGCUGACCUGUCAUUAUGGUCAUAUCGUCAAUGUAAACAAGGGCUUCCAUGAUGGGGCAGAAAAGAAAAGUUUAGUGGGAGCCUCUUGCAAUGUUAAUCAUCUUAGUCCUGGAUCUGUUUUGGAAGCUUCUUUUUCUUCCAGUAGUCUGGAUGAAAGCUCAGGGCAUGAUCUUCACACAGAGUCUAUGAACUACUCAUAUGAUCAGUUGGAAUAUGAUUCUCAGCUUUUAGAUUCUGUAACAUUAUUGAACAAAGGGAAGAUAGGUAGUGAGCAACUGUCUGUGAUUGUUAAUCACAUUUCUAUGAUAUUUCGAAGUCUAAGCUCAUUGGGGACAACACUGACAAGAAGUAAGCUUGAACAUGUGAAAGAUGUUAUCAUGGAUGCUGAGUUGUUGCUUGGAAGUACCAUUACCAUACACAGCGGAGAUGGUGUGCCGCAUCUUUUUGUUCCUCGCUUUCUCCUUGAUAAACUGGAUACCAUGUCUGACGAUGAUGCUCUGUGGAUUGAUUUUAACGGCUCUGCAGGCCACGGGGAUUCUAAAGAGAGAAGCCGAUUCAAGGAAUUUCUCUUUGACAGUGUUAUAGAAUAUCUUGAAUCAAUUUGUUGCACAUAUUGUAAAUGUGGCUUCAGGACAUGGACCAAACUGCCUUUAUCCAUUAAUGCUGGGAUGUUGGUUCAAGAGGUUAAGAGGUCAAUUAAGAAGUGGGGCUGCAUGGUUGUGAUGAUACCAGAUGAAAUAAUAGAAUGGGAGAUGAGCCACUCCAGAGGGAAAUGGACUGAUUUUGAUGUUGAAGCAUUCGAGGCUGGUGUCGAAAUUGACGGGGAGAUACUUCAAAAUUUAGUUGAUGAAAUUGUUGAAGACCUUGUAGAUUUUGGAGGGCAGUCAUUUGAAUGUAUACCUAGAUGUUGCUACUAGAAUUAUCCAUGUUUUUUUGUCUUUGUAUAAAUGGAAAAAUGGUGUUUGUAACAGGGCCCAUGUCGAACAAGGAUGCAUUCUUGGAUCUGAUCUUGCCCAAAAUAACCAUAUAUAUAUAUAUAUAUAAAAUAAGUCAUCUGAAAUUGUUGUCUUAACCAUAUUUUAAUUCAUAUCAGCAUUAUAUUUUCAAAUAUCAA
Prosopis cineraria is the source of this 3687-nucleotide messenger RNA. RefSeq lists its product as uncharacterized. The transcript is spliced from 5 exons. The coding region runs from base 635 to 3490 and encodes 951 amino acids. The record is from RefSeq and is a predicted model, not a curated record. Lineage: Eukaryota; Viridiplantae; Streptophyta; Magnoliopsida; Fabales; Fabaceae.